Messenger RNA from Pisolithus orientalis, 1578 nucleotides. Its product is annotated as glycosyltransferase family 32 protein. Lineage: Eukaryota; Fungi; Basidiomycota; Agaricomycetes; Boletales; Pisolithaceae. The coding region runs from base 1 to 1578 and encodes 525 amino acids. The record is from RefSeq and is a predicted model, not a curated record. Gene Ontology annotation, molecular function: mannosyltransferase activity. Gene Ontology annotation, biological process: mannosyl-inositol phosphorylceramide biosynthetic process. The transcript has 2 exons.
AUGGCAAAGAAACGCGUCAUACACUUUGCCCUUGUACUUCUCGGCCUCAUCUUGUUGGGAACUGUCCUCGUUCUCUCAUCCGUCUCCUACUACCUCGCCAUCAAUUCCACCGCGUAUCUGUCUGAACUCGAGGUUCCUGUGCUGGGCAACGCGACGAGAUGGAACGCAUCAGAACAUGGCAUGGUCGAGCGCAUACCACGCAUUCUCCACCAGACCUGGAAGUCAGAAACUCUCCCAUCUCGCUGGAAAGCCGUCUCCGAAGGAUGUCGUGAAAUGAUGCCAGACUACGACUACAUGCUCUGGACAGAUGCCAGCUCCAGAGAAUUCAUUGCAGAACACUACUCUUGGUUUCUCGACACCUUUGAUAAUUACCAGUUCACCAUCCAGCGCGCCGACGCUAUCCGUUAUUUCGUGCUCCACCAUUACGGUGGUGUCUACCUAGACCUCGACAUAGGGUGUUUACGACCUCUUGACCCUCUACUCAUCUAUCCCGUGAUCCUGCCUAAAACGAUCCCUGUCGGUGUCUCCAAUGACCUCAUGUUUGCUGAAAGGAGACAUCCUUUCCUCGCUCAGACGAUCCAUAACCUUGUCACGUUUGACCACUCUUGGAUCCUAAACUACCCAACGGUGAUGUUCUCCACGGGCCCAAUGUUCCUUUCGGCACAGUAUAGUAUCUACACUUCGUCCCACCCCUCCGAGCCCGGGGAACCCAGUGACAUUCGCAUCUUACCAAAGUCUCUCUAUGGAAAAAACGCAAAAGAAAAUGAAGCACCGCACUCAUUCUUCUCUCACUUCUAUGGAAGCAGCUGGCAUGCAGACGAUGCUGCAUUCAUCGGGUUUUUGGGCCAGUGGGGAAAGGUUUUGCUCUGGGUUGGGUUGUUUGUCUUGAUUUUCGGUGCUUAUCGACUCGUCAUGCCAAGCAAACCGAGCUACAAUCUAAGGAGGAUCGGAGGUUACGAAGUUUUGCUGCCCAGAUGGAACCAGCGGAAUGGUCGCUGGCAUCUCGACAUGCGAUGGUCUUCACUGCCCCCAUCUGCCGUUUCGACUCAACCACCAUCACCUGCGACUUCCGUGCCGCAGUCCCCCCUAGAAGAACACGUUUCCCUACUUCCAUUGCCUUUCGAUGUUCGGCCAAACUCACCUGCGUCUUCUUCUGAUGCUUCUUCUUUCGAAGCGUUCCCUUCAGCUGGACUUCGGGGAGGCUCUUUGCUCAGCGACGCUGUUCGUCGUCUGAGGGAUCGACUUAAUAUGUUGAUUUCCCCCCAUACAAGCAACCCAGCUGUUGCCCGUUUGCGGUACAGCAGCAGGCGACAGCGGUCACGAGGAGUGCUAUUCUUCCUUCCAGCUAUUUUUACCCAAUCCCAGGUUGUGGAAUUACCUCCACGCAGUCCUCCACCACAGCCCUCCAUUUUUCCGGCUUGUGACCUUCCCCCUGAAAAGGUCCGCAACGCAAGUCGAAGUGGGCCCUUGGGUGGAGAAGAUGAUCCCGGCUUCCGUCAAGGAAGGUCGUACUCUCCGCGACCCCAAACAGACAGUGGCAUAUCAGACACACUAUUCGACGUCGACGUCGAGUCAUAG